UGGCGGUGAGAGGGCCCGGCGCGGCGGCGCUGGCGCGCGCGGGAAGACGCAGUGAGCGGCGGUGGCGGCGGAAGCGCCGCGCUCAGCCCAGUCGCUCCCGCGGGCUGCAGCUGAGGGAAAAGAGCCGGAGCGCCGCUUCUGUGAGGCGCAGCUGAGGAUCCUCGGGGUAAGGAUCCUUUCGUGUGAAGAUGCCGCUUUUUGGGAAAAUUGUUAUCAUUAAACGGAAUGGGACGGACGGCAUUUAUUUUCCACUCACUGCCAGCUCGUGUUUAUUUGGAAGGAGAGCAGAAUGUGAUAUUCGCAUCCACUUGCCUCAGGUCUCAAAAGAACACUGUAAAAUUGAAGUAAAUGAGAACAAGGAGGCAAUAUUGACUAAUUUAAGUACAGUAAAUCCCACUCAGCUGAAUGGUGGUUAUUUCCAGCAGCCUGUACCUCUGAAACACGGGGAUGUGCUAACUAUUAUUGAUCGUUCUUUCAGAUUUGAAUAUCCUCUCCAAUCAACUCCAAAGAAGAGACAAUCUAGAUCUCCAAAGGAUGAAGCACUGCAGGUUCUUCAUGUUCAGCAGGUGGCAGAAGCGGAGCUGUUACGCAAACAAACUUCAGGACCUAAAAGUCUUUGUUCUUCAGAUAAUGCUGAGUGCAAAGAACAAAACACCGAUGAAAAUAAACAAAGCACAGAGGAAAACCGUUCAAAAGCCAUACCAGCUAAGCUACAAGCACUCAAUUCUUGCAAAAUACAAGAACCUGCUAUAAAGGAAAAUGAAAUGUCUCCUUUUAGUAAACUCUAUGAAAAGCUGAAACAUGAGGUUAAAGGGAGAAGACUUCUACAAGAAGGAAACUUACUUCAAAAAACUGGAGAAGAAGAUGGGAAGAGUGUUCUGCUAGAACCAAAUGCUCAAAUUUCACCAAGUUGUGUUUAUGAAUUGGGAAGCACAACUAAAGGAAAAAGAGUAGAUGUAAAGGAAAAUACUGAAGAAUGUAAAAUUAAUCAAGAUGUAAUUAAUUCAGAGUUGAGUCAGAGCUCAACUGUAGGAAAUGCUACCAGGAAGAGUCUUACAAAAACUCCUCAAAAUUCUGUUUCAAAGGAGAUGACAGAAGAUAAUGGCAAGGGAAGUCAUCUGCAAGAUCGUAAGGAGUUAAGUGCAUCAGGGAAAUUGAGGGGUCCUGAAGUUACACCCAAGCCCCGUAAGGAGAGCAGUGGGAAUGCAGCACGUUCACUGAAACCGUGCUUGAGUUAUGCAGAUAAAAUCGACACCUCUGCAGUAGUAUUAGAGAAACUAACACAAGCAGCUAACGUGACAAAUGUUUCAGAAGGCGAUAAAUGUGUUCUGUCUACACCAAGGCCCAGAAGGAAGAGCCUUCGGUCUGGCUUCAUGUCACCUGCCAAAGAAGUGUGUGGUAAAGAAUCUGUAAGUAUUGGGACUCCAGCAACUCGAGGAGAUGUGUUGGUCAAACAUGAGUCUUUUUUAUCAAUUUCAGCUGAUACACAAGGGGAAGUUGCAGUGUGCAGAGAUGAUAGCCUCCGACAACUGCCUUUGGCAGAAAAUAAAUGCUUAAAACAGAGGCGAAAUAGUAAACAACAAACACCAGGAAAAUCAGCGAAAGAAGAGACGCUGACAGAGAUUUGUGAUCAGACAAUUGUUAACUUGAAAAAGAGAAAUUCUGGGUCUCCUGCAGCAUCUAAGAGUCCCAGAAGAAAAAGCAGGCAAAGUAAUGAGUUAACAAACAAAAGUGUCCAUUCAGAAACAUCAACUUCAGAAGAGUUCACAUCAGAGCUGGCAUCUGCUAGUCAGAAAUCUGGCUCUGGAAGAAAAAGGGGAAGGCCGAGGACCUCUGGGCAAUUAGCUGAAAAAGCAUUGGAGGCGAAUACAGUUCAAGAACAUCAUGAUGAGACUGCAGACAGAAAAGACAGUGAAGCUAACCAAGAGCUGGCCAACGAGGGGUGUCAAAAGAAAUUGGAUUUAGCAGAUGUCCGUAUUCUAAGACCUCAUAGAUUAUCAUCCAAAAGGUCUUCUGGAAGUGCUACUGUACCAAAAGAGAAUGAGACUCCUUCAGAAAGAAAUACUUCUGGCCUGUCAACUGAGGAGCAACCAGAUAAAAGGAAAUCUCAGAAGAGGACAAGUGGUGAUUUGUUACCUCAGCCUUUAGGAAAAAGAAAGAGAGUGUCUUUUGGUGGUCAUCUGAGUCCAGAACUCUUUGAUAAAAGCUUGCCUCCCAACUCACCCAUUAAAAAAGGUGCCGUUCCCGCAAGGCUGAGCUUACCAUUUGGAAACUCACCACGGGCAGUCCUGAAAAAGGGCCAGGGACUGAAGCACUUUGCAAUGCAGGAACUUAGUGUACAUUUGCAGAAAGAAAAAAUGUCACCGAGAAGUGUGUCGGCACAGAAGUCCCCACCUGGCUCAUCCUCUGCUUCUGGAAAAGCAACACCAACAUUUACUUUAAGCUCUCCACCUUACACAAAAGGACGUUUCUCUGUUUCUCAAAUAACAACUCCAUCCCCCACUGCAGAAGAGCAGAAUACAGGUGUGAAAGAUAUGAGUACAAAGGAAGAAAACGCUGGCCAAGUGCAAACACCUAAAUCUGCUCAUGUUAAAGAAGAUGGGAAGUCCUUUUUGAUGACUACACCUAACAAAUUAACCAGAAGAUCACAACAUGCUUUGAAGAAGACUCCCAUGAAGAGAAGAAGUGGGGCUGUGGCAGUACUCAGUGCGAAAAGAAGAAGUGGUGCUUCUAGUGCCAAUUUACUAGUUGCAAAAACUUGGGCAGAAGUGGUUAAAUUAGGUGUUGCAAGACCACAGGCAAAGGCUGUCAAAAAAUGUGUUCAGAAAGGAAGACCAGCAAGGAAAAUCACACGCUCACCAAAGACACCAGAAAGAAAAAUAAAAGGUCAUUUUAGUACAGGUCAUGCAGAGUCUCCUGCUACAAUAGUUGUGGGUAGAGCUUACUCCACCACAGUUCAAACAGCUGGGAAGGUCCCUAAAGUGGUAAAAAAUCCGAUCUUGAAACAGAACAUGAGUAUGGAUGAAAACUUCACAGGACUGACCGAGAUGUUUCAAACACCAGAUAAUAAGGGUGGAAAAACCUUAGCUUUGACCACUGCUCAUGAUUUUACACCAACAUUCACUACAAUGGAGAUUUCUGAUCUGCAAACUCCUGAAGAAUCUGGAGAGAUGAUGGUGUCGCCAUUAAAUGGUUCAGACGUUUCAGAACAGAAACAGGAUAUUCAAGACAUCUCUUACUUUCUGAGAGGGAGAGAGUCUCUAAAGUCUGUGUUUGAUGCAGUAUCCACCGAAACUCCUGAAAAGAGAAAAAGUAUGCUGAAAGAAGAUACUGGCAUGGAUAGUGUGUCAGUAAAUCCAGAGAAACAAGCAUCUCAAAUGAGGUCACCAAAUAAAAGGAAAACUCCAAAUCAGAAGUUGGAGUCAGUUGAAGUUGUAUCAAGCAUCAAGCAGCCUCUAAAGACCCCAAAACAGAAGUUAGAGCCUGUAGAGUCCUUGUCAGGCAUUAAGCAGCUCAUGAAGACACCAAAACAGAAGUCAGAACCGACGGAGGUCCUGUCAGCCAUCAAGCAGCUCUUGAGGACCCCGAAGCAGAAGUUGGAGCCAGCAGAGGUACUGUCGGGCAUCAAGCAGCUCAUGAAGACACCAAAGCAGAAGUUAGAGCCAGUGGAGGCCUUGUCAGGCAUCAAACAGCUUUUGAAGACCCCAAAGCAGAAGUCAGAACCAGCAGAUGUCCUGUCAGACAUCAAGAAACUUUUGAGAACCCCAAAGCAAAAGUCAGAACCAGCAGAGGUUCUAUCAGGCAUCAAGCAGCUUUUGAGGACUCCGAAGCAGAAGUCGGAACCAGCAGAGGCCCUGUCAGGCAUCAAGCAGCUCAUGAAGACCCCAAAGCAGAAGUUAGAGCCUGUGGAGUCCUUGUCGGGCAUCAAGCAGCUCAUGAAGACCCCAGAAGAAAAGCUGAAGCCAGCAGAGGUUGUAUUAGGCCCACAGCAAAAGUCAAAACCUAUUACAGAUGAAAACGCCUCUGAAAAAUUGCUGGAGACUCCAAUACAAAAAAAAGAAGUAUUAACAGAUGUGUCAAGAGUUAAUUUAAUUAAGAAAACUCCAAAAUUGAAAUCCCAACCGGUAGAAGACAUGAUUGGAAUCAGCCGUAUUUUCAAGACACCAAAGGAAAAAGUUAAACCCAUAGAAGAUGUAUUUGGUAUUAGUAGAUUAAUGAAGACUCCCAGAGAGAAAUCUCACCCAGUUGAUGAUUUUGUGGGUCUGAGCAGGCUGAUGGCAGAACCCAGACAGAAAAAUACUGCGUUUGAAGUGGAUUACAUUGGAGUGAAGGAAAUAUUUGAUACACCAGAGAAAACAAAGGUCAAGUCAGUAAGUGUUACUGAUCCUAAGCAAGAAGAUACUGUACAUCCUUCUACUAAUUGCAGUCCUGAACAUGAAGGCAAACAAAAUACUUCAGAAGGUAAAGAUUCUCAACGGAGGAAGUCAACUAGUGAAGACCAGUCUACCCAGAGACCAACCAGGGGCAGAUUGAGGAAGACUGUACAUCUUGCUUCAGUAAAGCAGACUGAAAAGGAUUUAAAUUUACAAGAAUUGCAAGGAUUGGAGAAAAAGAGCUUCCAAGAAGAGGCGGGAGAGGUCAGAACUUCAACUUCAGUAGCUAAAAGUCUAGGAAGAGGAAGGAGAACAAAUGCUUGUGUGGUAGAAGAAAACAUUUCAAAACAUAAUGAUGAGAAAAAAGUUGAAGCUGUUUCAACUUUGGGAAUGCGUGUUGCUACUCAAAGACCCAGAAGAGGUAAAAGGAAAGAAGCAGAGGAGUUAAAACUUCUGGAUGAGAGCCUUGAGUCUUGUGGCAAAGAUUCUUCGGUGUUACAAAAAGAACCUGCAACUGUGAAACUGGCUUUGCAGGAUUUUAUCAUCAGUGACGUAUCAAUAAAAGAUGAUGUUCAAACCAUGAAGGCAGAAAGUUCAUCUAGGAACAGUCAAAAUGAAAACUGUCAACUGCAGACAGAUUUUAAAAGCUCUGAAAACACACCUCAUGAAGCCAGUCCAGGAGACAGUGAAGAAAUGCUUCUACUGCCUAGGAAGAGGGCUAGAGAAGUGAGAAAAGUAGAAAAUGCAGAAGAACCAAUCGCCCCUAAAAGAGGAAGGAGAGCCAAGAAUGACCAAGUUAAGCAAGCUUCUUCAGAGGAGCUUCAUGCAACAGCAAGGAGGCUUCGUAAACAACCAUCUGCAAAAGUAAUACAGGAGGAUGAGCGGGCUUUUGAGACUGCUCCAGCAGAACUAUCUGAGAACAGAGCCACAGUUGAAAUGAAGAUAACACAAAAAAGAGUUAACUCUUCAAGAAAUGCUAGAAAACACUUGACAGAAGUAAAAUCUAACAUUUGUGGGAUGGCACCUGAAAAUACGCAGAACGUUCAGAAAAUCAAGGACACUUUGGAUGAAACUAUUACUGAAACACGGUCAUCCACCAAAAAUGAGAGGGAAGUGUCUCUGGGAGAUGAAGCUGAAAAUACUCAGGCAAAUGCAACAGAAGCAUCUCGGAGAUUAAAAGCGCAGUCACCUCCUGGAGAAACAAACAAAAUGCCAACUACUGUUCUAGUCUUGGAAUCAAAUAGCACAGUGCAAGAAACAAACAGAACUAGGAGCAGGAGAGGCAAGAUGGCCUCCUCAGAGCAAAAGACCGAUGAAUCUGCUAAAAAUGUAGACAGCUCAGAGCUAAUAACACCCAAAUUGAAAUCGGAAACAGAAAUGGAGGAAUCUGCUCCCAAAGAGCCUUCAGGCUGUGUUGAUGAAAAGAAGAUAGGCAAAAUAGAAGACCAGAACUACACAUCUGUCACAACAGUUACUGCUGUAAACAGUGACAGUGGUGCUCAUAGCCAUCAAGAGCAGACAGAAAAUGAACAGGCACUAAAAUCAAAGCAAAGUGAAAUUCUGCAAGAGAAUCAAACACAAAACAAUGGCUCUAUGAGGAGAAGAGGUAGAAUUAGAAAAGUUAAUUCUGAACUUGAACAAACCAGUUCCAAAGCACUUGGGCAAAAAAGGAAUUCAGCUGGGGACGAGGAAGGAAUGACUUGCAAACAGCAAGAGACUUCAGAAAAUCCUUCUUCUCAAGUAAGGAGGAGCAGAAGAAAGCAAGUUAAUUCCAUUCCACAAGUGACUUGUUCUACCUUUUCAAAAGAGCAGACCUUAAUUGAAGAUCAUGGUAAAGAUGAGACUUCUGUAAAAGACCACGAUCCAGCUUUGGAAACUACUCCCUCUUCAACAGAAGACAAUCCACCGAGACGGGGAAGAAGACGAAAGGUUGCUGUAGCAUCACAAGUGACAAGUUUUCUUUCUGUCAGAAAGAAACGUGGGUUGCAAGAAGGUGACGAUAAAAAGACGACUGUGAAAGAAGAUCAAAAUCCAGCUUUGGGAAAUGAAACUUUGCAGGCAGAGACAAAUGCAUCAGCAAGGGACAAAAGAAAAAAGAUGGAUCUAGCAGCAGAGGCAAAAAGUUCAUCUUCUCUCCAGGGGAAGUGUGGCUUGUCACAAAAUGGUGAUAAAGAGGCAAAUACUAAUGGAGAAAAAAAUAAGCCUUUGGAAUCAGUGUCCCUCACAAAAGUGAACCCAUUAGGAAGGGGCAGAAGGAAAGAAGCUCUGGUGUCACACACAACUAAUUCAAUUUCUCUUAGAGGAAAACCAGCUAGCAGUGUUAGAGAAGAGGCUCCUAAAGAGGAUAAUGUUCCUUUAGAAACUGUUGCUUCAUCUCUGAAAGAAAAUCAGCUGAGAAGAGGAAGGAGGAAUCAAGUGACCUUCUUGUCAGAAGCCACAAGUUCUGCUCGGGAAACACACAGCUUAUCAAAGGAAAGUGGUAGAAAGAAUAAUCAUAGGGAAGCUAAAAACCUGAUUUCUGAAAAAUCUGCUUCCCAAGAAAAAAUGGAUCUUUCAAAAGGCAACACGAGGACAAAAAAUAGCACUUCACAGCCUGUUAACUCCAGGUCUCUUCAGGGCUUGCCAGAAGAUGGUAAGAAUGAAUCCCCAGAGAAACAGCAGAGUAUGCUUCUGGAAAUAACUCCACCUUCAGAAGAAAAUCCAUCAAGAUUGGGCAGAAAAAAAACAGUUUCUUUCAAAUCUGAGUAUACUAGUUCCAGUUUUCUCAGGGAAAAACGUACCUUCUGCAGCAAUGGAAGGCAAAAGGGAAAUCUUAAUGAAGGUGAAGUUACAUCUGUGGAAAAUAACUCAUCCCAGGAAAACCGUAGGCAGCUGAGAAAUAAGAGGGAAAAGGUAGAAUUCAAAUCAAAGGCAGCUCCUUCUACUUCUCUCCAUGAUAAGGGCAACUUGCCAGAAAAUGAUAACUCUUCAGGAACUCAAAAUAAGUGUUUGGCAUCUACUGGCUUUGAGAAAAACAAGCAGCCUAGGAAAGAGGUUAGCCCUGCUCCACAGCCACCUUCCACUUCUCGCAGAAGAAAAUGUCAAUUGCCAGCACCCAAUGUCUUAGCACCCAAAAAGUUAAAAUCAGAUAAUGAUGAAAACAGAUCACCCAAAAGAGGAAGAAGAAACAAAGCCAAAGAAGAGCUUGACGGAACGGGUGUAAAAGCAACUCGGAAUCCUGGAGGAACAGACAGGAGAACAAGAUCAAGCACAAGAACCAGUGCAAGAACCAGAAAAUAGCCUUCACAGUUUCAGAAGCAACUUUAAAAACUAUUCAGUAAUUGAACAAGUUUUUAACAUGAAUUGAAUUGCACUUGGGUUUUAAAUUCAGGUUUUGUAAAGCAAUCAUGAUGUUACAGAAGUGCUUCACUUGAUGUGUUUACAGAUACAGCAUAGAUACCUGUUCUUAGUAGAUCUGUCUGUAUAGUGGUUCUUAAACCAUGGGGUGCUUGUGCAGAAUGGCAAAUAUAAAAAUAAAUCCUUUUUAAUAGUAUUUAUCCCCUUCUUUUGAUCAGUACAGCAGUCAGGAAGCCGUGCUGCUUUACAAUCCAUUUAAUUGUAAGCUAUUUUCUGCGUAGUUUCAUGUGCUUAAGUCUUAUUUUUCAUUAAAGUUUUGUAAAUAUUCUUUUUUAAAAAAAAAACCUAUAGAUUUAUUAGCAAAACUGCUAUGUUGAAAUGUUUUUUAAAAGAAGUGCAUUUUAAUGGGAAGAUUUGUAAUUCAUUAAAUUUGUAAAAAAAAUAAAUA
Lagopus muta (rock ptarmigan) is the source of this 8157-nucleotide messenger RNA. RefSeq names its product marker of proliferation Ki-67 (gene MKI67). Gene Ontology annotation, biological process: regulation of chromosome segregation; regulation of mitotic nuclear division. The transcript has 16 exons. Gene Ontology annotation, molecular function: protein binding. NCBI's taxonomy places the organism in Eukaryota, Metazoa, Chordata, Aves, Galliformes, Phasianidae. Gene Ontology annotation, cellular component: nucleus; chromosome. The coding region runs from base 189 to 7652 and encodes 2487 amino acids. The record is from RefSeq and is a predicted model, not a curated record.